AUAUUGCUACAUUCAGUGGUGUGCACCUGUUCCACAGAAUAUCGCUUGUAGAAAUAGACAGCAACAAUCGGCGAUAUGCAGAAGUCGCGCGCCGUCGAAUAUCUGAAGUCUCUAACUUUCACUCAUUGAACAGCUUCAAUUUACCUUGCAUCAAAACUGAUCAUCACCUUGCCCUUGCCAGCUUUCGAGACCCAGUUUUUACCACUCAGGCCAAUAUCAGUUGCUAGUUUCAUGAUCAACUUAUGCUUCGCGAAGGCCACGUGCGCCUUAUCAUCUCGUCACCCUUUUCUUGUUUCUUUCUGUUUUGGUUGAGGAGCAGCGCAUCGUUAUGUUCGUCUACUAGUUCUACGCAUGUACCGUUUGUCGCCGCCGUUAGCAAACCCCAAACUUUGUCGCGCUAUACACAACGAGUACGAGCAAGCGGACUGACGGUACAUGCUGCUCACCUCACAGCAUCGCCGGACCCUUUCCUUGCUUUGGGGACUCUCUCCCCACUCAACGGUCUUUAGUCAGUGGCGAUGGUGCCGUCCACAUUGAGGCUGCAAGCUGUCUGUUUCGUUCGAAUACAAACUCUCAUAUCUUCACCACCACGCAGCAGCAGAAAACUCUGAACAGAAGAUACAGAACAGACCGAAGUAUCCGUGCUCUGAGCUGACAAGCUGCACACACCGGUGCUUGUUCCAGCCUGCUAAAGCGAUGCCAUGUGAGCGGCGAAUGUGCAGUAACAUGUAAUGCCCUUCGCUUGACCACUAUCUAUAUGUAUUUGUGUGUAAUAGCAUCUCAUGCAGAGUCGAGCAGAAUAGUCUGUCACAGAACUGUUGUUUCCCACAAAUGGACGAUGAUACAGCUACGCGUUUUUUGUCUUGGACGGAUGCAUUAUUAGAUAUUUCUUUUAACUACUACAGUGCCAGCUUGGCUGCCUGCUGAAGCGCACACAAACGACCAUAGCUGACCAUAGGCACGCAGAAAAAUACUUUACUAGAAGAUCACCCAGGAUGAGUUCAGUUGGUGGGCAGAUUGUAGCUUUGGUGCUGGUUCUCCUAUGGACGACCACGGUGAACGCAGCUAUUCUGAAACCUUCAAUUCAGGACUGUCUCAAGAACCUGCCUCCGUUAGGUUCUCUUUCAUUGGAUAUGAACCAACUUGUGAGCAUGAUACCUGUGGCCGAAGAAAGUUGUCAGUGCGUCGGCCGCGCGGGUGGAGCUAUUACUGAAAUUUUCGCAGAGAUCUUCACCCAAAAACUAGGUCUGGAAUUGCCUGAAUGCUUGAUGAAGGCUGUACGAGAGUCAAAAUCCCGCACCGGAGUUGGAUUCGGUUCAACAUACUCAUUUUUCGAAAAUUUCGUUGCGUCCGUCGUAUCUGAAAUCACGAACGAUCUCCUAUUCGGUCGUGAUGAAACCAUAGGAGCACACGAUAUGGGCUCAUUAUAGAUGCCCUUCAUUCAGACCCAGGUUGUCGGAAUAAUGUUAUCUAAACUUUAGUAAUCGGGCCUGUGCUAAUAUGUGAAAAACAAUUUGAGUAAAAUGCAAACCACUACUUUACUCUUUCGUCUUUUUCUGAGCUACAGUAAGAUGAAGAGCGCCAGAUGCCACGGAGCGAGAAUAGACCGACCGCCAACUGAGUGGCUUUGCUUUCGUCCGUGUUGUACAGUGAAACUCAGGCAGCUAAACAGUGCUAUGUGUAAAUAGUAUAUUUUUAGCCCAUUAUAUGUAUUAUAUAACAA
Molecule: messenger RNA, 1723 nt
Organism: Varroa destructor (honeybee mite)
Lineage: Eukaryota; Metazoa; Arthropoda; Arachnida; Mesostigmata; Varroidae
Source: RefSeq, a predicted model, not a curated record